UUACCUACUCAGGACCUACCCCCUAUUCAUUCUCUCCACCAUUCACUCUCCAUCCAAGGGACCAAGACUGAAACAGCUCACUGCACUUGAGGGCCUUCCUGGAAACCUAAAUCCAAACCCUAGAUGCGCUCCAAUCAACACCUUCACGGACCAACCAUCCAUGGCGGACCAACUAUCCAUGGCAGACCUCCCAUAUGAGGUACUCAACUACAUACUCUGCCGAGAACCAGUCAAAACCCUCAUCAAGCUCCGCUCCAUAUCAAAGUCAUGGCUGACUCUAAUCGACAGCCCAUACUUCAUCCGCCUCCACCUCGGCUACUCCAUCGCCACCUCCUCGAACGUCACCGUCAUCCUCCGCAAGGAAUCGGAGCUCUUCUCCGUAAGCCUCGAGUCCCUAAACGCCGCCGUCGAGCUCGCCCACCCUCUCAUGUGCUACAGCAAUCGGAUUCGCGUCCUCGGCUCGGCCAACGGCUUGCUCUGCAUCACGAACGUCGCCGAAGACAUCGCUUUCUGGAACCCUUCGAUUAAGAAGCACAAGGUGUUGCCGUUUUUGCCGGUCGAUCGGCCCUGCGACCACGGGAUGAGCGUGUGCGGCGCACGUGCGUACGGGUUCGGAUACGACUCUGCGCACGACGACUACAAGCUGGUGAGGAUUUCGCAGUUCGUUGACUUGGAAAGCGAAGGUUUUGCUUCGGAGGUCAAGGUUUUCAGCUUGAGAGCGAACGAGUGGAGAAGGGUUGAGGAAAUGAAUUACGUUCUGUGUUACAUGAAGAAAAACGGGUCGCUUGCUUGUGGAGCUUUGCAUUGGGUUGUGACGAAGAAGUUCAAACUGGACGAGGCUGAUCAGAUCGUUUCGUUCGAUCUGACGGAUGAGAAUUUUCGUGAAUUGCCUCUGCCCAAGUGUUUGGAAGAUCAGAGGGUUCAGAUUGAGGUUGGGGCUUUAGGGGACUGUGUGUCCGUGACCGCGGAUUAUCAUGACGUUCGCGUUGACGUUUGGGUGAUGAAAGAGUAUAGAGUGAAAGAGUCUUGGUUUAUGUUGUUUAGUAUUGCUCGAACUGAAGUGGUCGGAUCGUUUAAGUAUUUGAGGCCGUUGGCUUAUUCGAAGAGCGGCAAGGAGGUCUUGUUGGUUGUGGAUAAUCAGAGGCUUGUGUGGUAUGAUUUGAGGAAGAAAAGGGUUAAGAAUGUGAAGAUUUUGGGUAUGCCGGAUUUGUUUGAGGCCGAGAUUUGUCUUGCGAGCCUCGUUCCGGUUGAGGCUAGUAGAAGAGGGUAUGGGAAGAAGCACAAUUUGAGUGAAGAGAAUCAUAAAAAGAAAAGGGAUGAUUUCUUGUCGGAGGGUUUCAAGUUGGUGUUAUAAUCAAACAGGAUGAUGAAACAAAAGCAUGAAAAAGAGUGUGGAAAGUGAAGGAGAGAGUUUUACUUUAGAGUAUUUGAGAAUGCUUGAAGAUUGAAGGAAGUAUAAUUAACAUGAUAUGUAUCAUCUUUCAACACUUUUUCCAGUUUUUUGGAUAUAAUGUCCACUUAUCUUCAACACCUGGUAAAGACCCUUCUGUAAAAUGUUGUGAGCGGUGAGCGUAAUAUGCUUAUUACGAGAUUAUGUUAUGUAAAAAUUAUGUUUGUAUCCUGAUCAAAUUUGCAAGUUUUAUGUAAUACCUGUUGAUUUUGAUGCUCAAAUUUA
Messenger RNA from Quercus robur (English oak), 1675 nucleotides. Its product is annotated as F-box protein CPR1-like. The coding region runs from base 161 to 1354 and encodes 397 amino acids. The transcript has 3 exons. Gene Ontology annotation, molecular function: protein binding. The record is from RefSeq and is a predicted model, not a curated record. NCBI's taxonomy places the organism in Eukaryota, Viridiplantae, Streptophyta, Magnoliopsida, Fagales, Fagaceae.